UGUGGGACGUGGUGGCAGAGUGGAGAGCAGGAGGGAGCAGCUCCAUGACCAGCAGGAACUGGCGUGAACUGGUGCCGCAGAAGAACUUGAAGAAGCAGAGUGAUUCAGGCAAGAGCAAGUGGUGGGAAGACAGGUUUUUGGUCACUGCCCAGAAGCAGAGGGACUUAGAGAUCAUGCACCAGAAGCAGAAGAUGGCCAACAAGAAGAAAAAAAAAUUAAAAAAAAAAUUAUCAACAACCUGGACGAGGGGCUUGAGUGGAUGUGCUGCUAACCAGGGAGACAUCAGCCAGUCCCAGGGCAUCCAUCAAGGUGGACAGCAUGAAGAGUAA
Messenger RNA from Egretta garzetta (little egret), 329 nucleotides. RefSeq names its product small EDRK-rich factor 2-like. Bases 45 to 329 code for a protein of 94 amino acids. The transcript has 2 exons. The record is from RefSeq and is a predicted model, not a curated record. NCBI's taxonomy places the organism in Eukaryota, Metazoa, Chordata, Aves, Pelecaniformes, Ardeidae.